UAAUAAGUUAGGUUGCAGUCAUUAAAGGCAGCAAACCUUCUAGAAAGGCGAAAACGUUUCUCUUUGAUCUCUGCUGUUCUUACAUUUAGUAUAAAUGCAUUUUCUCGUUUUCUCUCAUUAAGUACUUUUUUUAUUUUUUGUUUUUCCUUAUUUUUCUUUAUUAGCUUUGGUUCGUGUAGUGGGACGUUUCUGUUCUGUUAUCAGUCGUGCCUCGCUCUCCACUCCUUCCCUGCUUCCUCCCUUCCCAGCCGCUCACUCUCGUGCUGCUCCCUAUCACUGCCUCUUAUUAUCUCGUCGUCUUUCCUCUUUCCUUCCUGGUUCUUUUUAUUCUUUUCAUUCUCUUUUUUCCUCAAACACAGACGCCCCGGCAGAACCCCAGGAGGAGAAGGAGGAGAUGAAGAUUGAGGGCGUGCAUGUGCGUGCCUGCGUGCGUGCGUGUCAACAAGGCGGCGGCCGCAGCCUCCGCCAGCAACAGUCUGCGUCGGGUCGUGGUGCAGGGUAGAGCUGUGUCACGCUCAUCCCCGCCGCCGCCUGCCUGCCGCCGCCACUGCUAGGCGGACGCGCUGACAAGUGCUCGAGUGGCGACGCAGAUUACCGCGACAUCACAAGGCAGACCUCAGACGCAACAAAGCGAUUCAGCUGUGAGUGACAGAGGCCCGCUGCUUGCCGCCUUAACCACCACCACCACCACCACCACCAUCACCACCAUCACCACCAUCAUCGGCACCAAACAACAACAACAACAACAACAACAACAAGAGCUUCAGGAACGCACACCUCUGCGGGGCCCCGCUAAGAUGACCUCUCUACGGGGAAUGCUGCUGGCGACCCUCUUCUCCCUGGCGUUGCUGGAGACUCACUUAACUGUUGCCGCCCCGACGCCAGACGCCAGCCUGGAUCACAGCGUGUCAUCGGCGUCAUCUGGAGCACACACCACCACCACCAGUUCCAUUACCACUCACCGCUCCACCUCCCACCCCAUCUGGCAUCUCCUCCUGGCUCUGUGGCGCCCCAAGGAUGCCACCACUGCCUCCUCAGCAUCCGCCACAGAGACGUACGCCCACGAGUAUGCUUUCACAAGGGACGGGCAUCAUGCUGUGCCUCUCCCUUCAGCGGCGCGACAGAUACAGUUACCGCAGAAGGAUGGAACCAACAGUGACCCUGGAAGUAGCAGCGACUCCGACACACACACUGACCCAUCCGUCAUCGUCACAAGCACACCAGAACACUCCAUCCCAGACACACAACCAUCUGAAACCCAGCAACACCCAGAUCCCGACACUCCUCAUCACCCAACCUUGAACAAGCAGAAGACGCAACACUCUGAUGCUAACACACAGCAACACCCAGACACUCCACAACACCCAACACUCAACACCAAGCAAAAGACGGGUCCGAAAACUACACAACACCCUGAUCUCAACACCCAAAAACACACAGAUUCCAACACCCAGCAACACCCAGCUGAAGACACCGAGGUACUUGACGGAGAACGCGAUAUCUUGCAACACUUGAACUCCGAAACACAGCAGCACCCGGACCACGACACUCCUCAACAUCCCACCAGAAAAAAUCAGCAACACCAAGCAUCCAACACCACACAACUCACGGAUUCUGACUCUCUUCCGCAAGACUCGAACCGCAACAACCAGCAACACUUGGAACCUGAGCAGCAACAUCCCGACCAUGACACACUGCAACACCAGGCCCAAGACACCCAGCAACACCCAGAUCCUGACACACCGCAACACCCAAUGCACAACACACAGCAAAAGACGAUCCCCAGUGCUCCUCAACACCCAAAUCCCGAUACCCAGCAACACUCAGCUUCCGAAAUUCAGGAACACUUAGAUCCUGACACUCCCGAACACCCAAAUCGCAAAACUCAGCAAGUUUCAGUCGACACCGAGCAACACUCAGAUUCCGAUGCACUUAAAUACUCAGCUGGAAUGUCACAAGAAUACACAACACCGGAGAGCCAGCAACACACAUCACCUGCUACACAACAACACUCAGCCCCAGAUACACCUCAUCAUCCAAAACUCAUCACCCAGGAAAAGCCAAACCAGCAACACCCAGCCUCUGACACACACACGCCACGCCCAACACAAGAUGCCCAGGAGAACCCAACCAUCGUCGGAGAGCAACAUCCGGAGUCCUCCGUCCCUCGCCACCCAACGCGCAACACGGAACAAAAGCAACACACAGCACAAAACACUAAAGACAAUGCCGCCCCCCCUUACUCUUCCAUCUCCCUCCUGCACCCGCCACACGCCCAGUACCACCCUACCCCACACACAGAGCAAACCCCGACCACACAUACCGAGCACCGCCCAACCGCACAUCCGGAGCACCGCCCAGUCCUGCACAUCCAGCCACACCCGACGUCACAGACACAGCACCACCCAACCCUGACGCCGCAGCUCCUGCCCGGCACCCCUUGGCGGCUGCCCCACUCCGACGUGAGCCUCAAUCUUCAGGAAGAGGGAGAGGAUUCCUCUUCUCAUGAUUUUUCUGACAAGAAGACUCCAGCAGCAUCUGAAAACUUUCCUCUCGAUACUGUCCAUGGAGAGACUCUGGGCGGCAGAGAGCACAACGAGUCAUCACAUCCCGCCGUGAUGGGGAGUCACGGGGCGUACCCGGCGGCGGAGCGAAGUCCGCAUGAACAGGACAGCCCACCUGUUGAGCCAAAACUGGACGACCACUUCUUCCUACACCCGAUGCCUCACUAUCGUGAUGUCUCGUUCACCAGUCCCCCCAUAGGGCAUCCUGAUGCCAUGGACACCACCACCAGCAGCAGUCCAUUAAGUGUCGAAGUGGGGCAGGACCUCUCCACUACAAACAGUAAUUCCCCCCAUGCUGCGACUGAGGCGCAGGAGACGGAGGAAGAUCAGGCCAGAGAGGAGCUUCCUCUUCACAUUGAGGAAAACCUAGACCAGGAUGCGUCAGCUUUUCACAGCAGGCGCGGAAAGAAGGUGCUGCAGCUUCAGGGACCAGUGGUAAUGGAGUCCAUCGAUUAUUCAUCCCUGGUUCCACUCGUGGGGCAGUCAAGAGAAAUGUUGACCUUGAGGGACAACGAGACCACUGUCCUCGCAAUGCUGAAAGUCGCACAGACCUCGGGAGGCUCCAGGGACACACUCCAGGCCAAUGCGAUGAUUCAGCCCGAGGACCUCGGCGGUGCGGGUGACGGCCGCUACACUGAAGUGUCUCACCGAGACGGCCUCCCCAGCCUCGAGGCGGGUGUUGCAGGAACCACCACCGCCAAGCUGGUCCAGACGGAAAGCGGCGGUCGUGACAUGAAGGCGGUGUUGAUCAAGAAAGACUCAAAGUCGCUGGACAUCAGGAAGGCAGUGAACGCUAUCGACACCACAGCGGAUAAAAAUCAAGUUGACGUUACACAUGGACAAGACCCGACCAACGUUCUCUCCACGACGAAGCCAAUAUACGAGGAAAUCUCAGGUGCGCUGAAAGUGGACACUAGUAUUGAUGACGUGGAGGACUUUGACGUGCAGAUCAAACACACCGAGCAUUCCGACGACUUCCUCCCGCCGGCCAACACGUCGCACAUCAACCUCAUCGACGUGUCCCUUCACUCACAGAACCCCAGCGACCUUCCUGACACAAACGAGUCCUCUCUUCCCUCCACCCUUACCCCCUCUUCCCUUACCGACACCCAGACUUCCCAGACCCCUACUCCGCAGACCUUCUCCAACUACCCCAGCCACUACCCACCCAAGUUCACCAUCAGUCAGGAGACAGACGCCACCACGGUGGCGGCGGGCGACGGGGGCGACAGCUGGUCCCCGUUCGUUGCCAACUUCUCUAGCCUAGACAACACGACACUAAGCCUGAACGCGUCUCUCAUCCAGAGGAGCCACGUGCUGAGUCUUGAAGAGCACUACAAGAUGGUGCUACGCGAAAGAGGGAGUCUAAUGCUGCAACUGAUGGACCCGUCUGCUGAUCCUUGCGAGGACUUCUACCAGUUCGCCUGCGGGAGGUGGAAUGGAAAGUUCCCAAUCAGACAAGACAAGGCCGUGGACAACACCUUCGAGCGCCUGAAGGAGGACCUGGACGACGUGUUGCGCUCCCUGCUGGAGGAGGAGCCUUUACCCUCCGACAACAACAUCACCGUCACCGUCAAGACUCUGUACGCCGGUUGCAUGAACACUGAAGCCAUCGAGGCCAUGGGAGCCGAGCCGCUGCUGGCGCUACUGCGGGAACUGGGUGGCUGGCCUGUGCUGGAAGGGGACGCCUGGAACAACACCGACUACGACUGGGUGCGGCAGAUGGCUCGCCUCAGGAACUACAACAAUGACAUCCUUAUCUCGGAGUGGGUAGCGGCUGACAUCACCAACUCCUCCAACCAUAUCAUUCAGUUGGAUCAGCCGGAGCUAGGUCUGCCAGGGCGGGAGUACUUCAUCAACCCCGGAGACUACCAGUACCGUGAAGCCUACCUGGACCUCAUGCUUAACGUGGCACAGAUGCUGGGCGCGCCUCUUCCCGUGGCUCUCAAGGACAUGACGGAGGUUCUGCACUUCGAGACGCAUUUGUCAAGGAUUCUGACGCCAGCCGAGGAGAGGAGGAACCUGUCAGCCGUGCAUCGCCGCCUCACCGUGGACCAGCUUAGCGAGGAGGUGCCCGAGAUCGACUGGGCCCAAUACCUGGACAUCAUCACUUGGCAUAACAACCACUCGGGCGAGGUGGUAGUCUUCGGCCUCGACUACUUCAAGAAGCUUGUCUCCUCGCUCGAGUACACGGACGACAGGACCGUGAGUAACUAUCUGCUCUGGCGCUUCGUUAAGAACAGGAUCAGCAACCUCGGGGAGCGGUACACGAAAGUGAAGCAGGACUACAUCAAGGUGCUCUUCGGUAGACAAAGCCAGCCCGAGCGGUGGCGGUCGUGCGUGACAUACGUGAGCGGCAACCUGGGCUACGUGGUGGGCGCAAUGUUCGUCAAGAGAUACUUCCCGGAGGCCAGCAAGAAUGACACCGACGAGAUGAUUGGGCUCAUAAGGGAGUCGUUCGGGUCGGCGCUUCAGGCUGCCCACUGGAUGAACGAGGAGACGAGGCAGGUGGCGCAGGAGAAGGUGAACACGAUAGUCAAGAACGUAGGCUAUCCGGAAUACCUGCUCAACGACACCUACAUGGAUCAGGUGUACAGUGAGCUGAGCUUCAACCGGGAGACGCACUUCGAGAACGUGCUCAAGAUGCUGCAGUUCCACGCCCGCACCAACCACGACCUGCUGUCCGUGCCCGUGAACCGCACCGCCUGGGUCACCUCCCCAGCAGUCGUCAACGCCUACUACAGCAGAUCCAAGAACAUGAUCGUGUUCCCAGCCGGCAUCCUGCAGCCGCCUUUCUACCACCCGGCCUUCCCGCGCUCCCUUAACUAUGGCGGCAUCGGGGUGGUCAUCGGGCACGAGAUAACUCACGGCUUCGAUGACCGCGGCCGCCAGUUUGACAAGAACGGCAACCUGCAGCAGUGGUGGACCCCGAGUGACGUGUCUCAGUUCUACCAGCGCGCCUCCUGCAUGCUAGACCAAUACGGGGAGUACGAGGUGGACGAGGUGGGGCUCAAGAUCAACCCUGUGAACACCCUUGGAGAGAACAUCGCUGACAACGCUGGCAUCAAGAUCUCCUACCAGGCAUACCAAAACUGGAGAAAGAACAACGAGGAGACGGUGACUCUGCCCUUCGUCAACCUCACCCAUGACCAGCUCUUCUUCCUCAACUUCGGACAAAUCUGGUGCGAGAUCAACAGCCCUGAGGCGAUGCUGACCAAGAUUCGCAGCGGCCAACACUCCCCCAAUAGAUUCAGGGUGAUCGGCACGUUGUCAAAUUCCGAAGAGUUCAGCGAAGCCUUCAGCUGUCCGCUGGGGAGCGCCAUGAACCCUGAGAGGAAGUGUCGCGUAUGGUGAGGUCCCCACGGAGGAGCCACCACCACGCCGCCCGGACUCCAGGCGCUCCAUACGCCGCGUGAGGGAACCUGGGAGAGGCAGCGCCUUCCCCCACGUCCCCUCACACCCAGAUGGCAGCCGAGCGGGGAGGGCGCGAGGGAGGAUCAGAGGAGAAGAGAGAGAGACAUCCAACUACAAGGAUGAAAACAACGAAGACAUUACUAGCCGAUGUAGUUGCUCGAUCCCUAGUUCUCUCACUGCCACACUGAUGAAGACCAAAGAAAAGUGUGUGUGUGUGUGUGUGUGUGUGUGUGUGUGUGUGUGUGUGUGUGUUUGUCGUGCUCAGGUUGCGACAGUGAUGUGUUGCCGGGAAGAGCACAGGAACAGUGGACUCAGUAAGACAACGGGAAGCAAGAACAUUCCGCCGGGUGGAUGCAGUGUUCCGAGAGCUGCACAACUCAAUAGCUCCCGCCCUCGUCACCGCCGGCUUGGGCACCACGCGGGCGGAGACGCAGUGACGGGGCUUGAGAGGCUGAAGAGGAGAGAAUCAGUAGCGGUCGGGCCGUAAAGGGCGUGAGUAUGCCUGACGAGCCGUGACAGGGAAACCGGUGCUGAAGGUGGUGGUGUCUGCAGUGGUGAUGGUAGUAGGCAGGGAUGGAAUUGGUAGUUGCUGUGGUUUUGGUGGAGGUAGUUUUGGUAAUUGUGGUUGUGGUGGUAAUGGCAGUCUAGCCAGCCUCCCUUUCUCUCCCUCCUGCCCCACCUCGCCCUGCCCAGCCGGUCCUCCCUCCCCGCCCUCUCCCAAUCUACGUAACUACAGUACGAGUAUUUAACCAAGUGAAUUGUCGUUUGUAAAAUAAUGACGACUAACUACUCUAAUACCAUUCCACCCCCUCUUCCCUCUCCUCUCUCCCCAUACCCUUCAACCGUCGCCUCCACCCCUUCCCUCCCGUCAUCCCGUCCCUCCCACCUUCUCCCCGCCAAUCAUCUCGCCCUCAGCCGGCCGCCCCCUCACCCACCUGUCCGGUAUUAAUAAUAAUAAUAGUAAUAAUAAUAAUAAUAUUGUACAUUCAUCCUGUUGGUGUUAAAUAGUGAAGAUUUAUAAAACUAUCAGAGCAUUUAAAGUAUAUAGUUAAAUGUUAUACUAGACGUAGGUGUGAGAGAGAGAGAGAGAGAGAGAGAGAGAGAGAGAAUGAUGAUGAAUGUGCGUGCUGUGAUAGUGAAAGUUGCGAAGUCUUUGUUCUGCUCAAGAUUUACAUAUAAAAAUAAAAAAUAACAACAACAACAAUAAUAAUAAUAAUAAAAUAAAUAAUAAUAACAAUAGUCAGUCCAUGUACAUCUUAAGUCAAUCAAUCACGUGGAGCUUCGAACCUCACCUUCCCCUGACCCCAUAUCCGUGUCCGUCUGUGCGCGGAGUGUACAUUUUCCCUCCCCGUGUAUGUGUGAGUGUGCGUCAGGAUUAUAUGAUAUUUAUUUGUGUCCGUGUGGGCGAGAGCAACAGGCGCCGCAGCCUGUGGUGAUAUCAGGUUCAGUAGGACAGGACAAGAAGUAGCAAGUUCCAGUUUGAUAAUGUUAGAUCUAAAAGAGAUGAGAAAAAAAGAAAAGACAUUAGAAUAAAAUAUGAAAUGAGGGUGUCAAGAUUGAUAAAGUGAUAUUUAUACUAGAGAUGGGAAGAAACAGUAGGAUAAAUACAAAAAUGUGUUCAGGUAUGAUAAAGUUCGAUGUAAACAAGAGAUGGGAAGAAACAGUAGGACUGAAGACAAAAUAACGGGUUGAAGCUUGACAGUGUUCGAUUUAAAAGAGGGAGAAACUUGAGUGGUGGAUGAGCGGAAAAAGACUCAGUAGUCAGGUUGGUAGUGCUGAGUCAAUGGGGAGCUUGAAAAGAUAAGACAGAUCUAUGGAUGGUGACGAUAGGUGAAAAUAGGUAGGCAUGUUUUAUACAGGGACCUCCGAGCAGUUUAUCACGUCUUGUAUCCUUGUAGCAGAAUCCCACGUUCACUUCCAUUGUAACGUUUCCUUCAAUCUUAAAUCCUCGGAUCUAAUGCCAAACUUCUUACAAAAUCUCUCAGUUGAUAUUCUUUAGCAGAUCAAAGGACUUGGCCUUUCAGUAUCACAUCAUGUUAGUCAUAUUCUGAAUACCUUUUCAGAAUUUUAAGUUAAGGUUGAUAUUUUCACAAUUUUGCGUUUAAAAUCAUAAUUACUCAUCCAUCACAUCUGCAUAUCAUUGACUGUCGUGACUAAACAAUUAGCAGCUUCAUGAGCUCAAAAGUUAUGUGUAGUACUUAAUGGGUUAAGACAAAGAAAUGGAACUAAUUACGGAGAGUGACAUAAGACAGAGCAGACUGCGUUGAAAGCUAAUAAAUGAGAACUUAAAGUGCUCCUUUCCUUGCUGUGGUACUGUUACCUGAUUAUUAAUGUGAUAUUAAGUACAGGAGCCUAAACUAACCUAUUGCUGUGGAAUAACGGACAGCAAUCCAACCCCAUCUCUUGAGUGGCCUCAGUACCACAGGCUUCCGCGCCCUGUUUUCUCUUUCCACACUACGCGGACUUGAGAUCUCGAGUGCUCGUCCAUACGUAACCCGCUCAGUCUUGCCCCACCCCGCCACACCUUUUCACGUUAUGCUCCCGCGUCCCUGUGUACUCUCCCUGCUCCCAGAACACCGCCCUGCCCUCUUGUCCACCAACGCAAUAAUUUCCACGGCAACGGUCAUCAAGUGUAGAUAUUUCUUAUGUCAGUGUUGUUGGAAUGCGGGAGGAGAGUGUGUGUAGAAGUGUUUCCCCAGGAGUGUGUGUAGAGAACGUGUUUCCUAGAAUGGUUUAAGGCAAGUGUUCCCUAGAAGGAUUUAGGGGGAUGUGCUCCCUAGAAGGGUUUUAGGGGAUGUGUAUUCCCCACAAUAAACUAACUCUUAA
This is a messenger RNA of Scylla paramamosain (green mud crab), 8804 nucleotides long. Its product is annotated as mucin-3B-like. The record is from RefSeq and is a predicted model, not a curated record. Lineage: Eukaryota; Metazoa; Arthropoda; Malacostraca; Decapoda; Portunidae. The transcript has 18 exons. Gene Ontology annotation, cellular component: plasma membrane. Gene Ontology annotation, molecular function: metalloendopeptidase activity. The coding region runs from base 798 to 5918 and encodes 1706 amino acids. Gene Ontology annotation, biological process: protein processing.